Molecule: messenger RNA, 5470 nt
Organism: Mya arenaria
Lineage: Eukaryota; Metazoa; Mollusca; Bivalvia; Myida; Myidae
Exons: 8
Coding region: 48-1190 (380 amino acids)
Source: RefSeq, a predicted model, not a curated record
GUAACCGUGCCGGUGAAAAUGUAAACAAUUACCCACCACCAAAGAAAAUGUGUUUUUGUCCCUUUUCAUGUUAUUUAGAAUUUCUGCCAUAUGUUUUACUUGUAACUAUACCCUUUUUUGGUUCAUUCAGUGGAACUGAGCUUAUAUUACGACUGUCAAUCAUUAUUUUGGCGUUUAUCACAGCUGGAGAAUUCAUCCCAAACGUGAAGUAUGUGUUAGACAUAAUACCAAACUGCAAAGCAUGCCUCCUAACAGCUCUGGUAAUUUGCGUACCUCUGAGCGUGAUCCCCUACCCUGCAGUGUGGCUGUACGGUUGGUUACUAUGGUUAAUGGAGCCGGUUCUACUGUGCAUCGAGACCGUGCUGGCCCUAAACUUGGUGAUGCAGUUCAGUCGGAACUGUGCAGAAAAAAUUGAAGAAGAUGAAGAUGAGGCAUGGAAAUGGAAGUUACUCCUGACUUUGUUCUCUGCCGGGUGCUACGCGUUGUUGGCCGUCAUGGUGUUUAUCAUCUUCACAGAGGGAUCGGACAUUCAGUUCUGGCUGGUAAUGCUGGUUCUCAGCUUCAGUGUGCUACUGGCGGCACACAACAUGAUGUGGAUGUCACAUCAGGGAAUCAUUAGUGAUGUGGCGUUUGUGACGUUGAGUUCCAUGUUGAUAGUUUACGUGAUGAGGGAAGAAAUCGCCCUGGCAAAUCAUCCCCUUCAAAAGCCGAAUUCGUGGUACAGGUAUCAUGCCAAAGGGUCGUUGUGGACAGAAACAUACAAAGUUGUACAUAUGUCUUUAGACAGUGCCAAGCUAGCUAUGCUGUUUCUCCGUCGGUUUAUCAGCCCUCAGGUGAUGGCCCUGCUGUGCAUACGUCUGUACAGCGUUGUCUUUCUCAUGCAUAGAACAAUAAGAAACUGCGGUCUUGAGAAUGAUGACCUAGAACUGUCAGACGUAGACGAGGAUUCAUCACCAUGGCGAUCACCAUUCCUAGUGAAAGUUGCAGUAGUAAUACUAGUCACACAAUACACUACCCAACUGUACGAUCACAGCUGUAGUCAUAUCGCACCUGCCUGGCCCUGGUCAUUGCUGCCAAAUGACAUUAUAGUAGGGCGGGUGUUUCAGGUGUUGCUAGGCAACUGCUUCUAUAUUUGGACAUUAUAUCGAGCAGACGACUGGCAGCUGAGUGACUGGUUUUCAAACGAUUGAAAGAAAUUAGUACAAAAUCAUUUUAAGACCAUCAGAUCUACCAUAUUUGUUUGUGAGAUGUUACAUAUUUAUUUUUAUACAGAGUUUAACUCACAAUAGUUUGUGUUAAAUGUGUAAUAAUUAAUUUUGCUCUUAGGGCUUUUUUAUUUAGACAUAUAACCCACGGGGGGAAGGCACUUCUUAAUUAUGCCAUCCCCCUACAGUAGCAAAUUUACCCUUUUUGGGGUCCAAUUUAGUAAAAAUGACACCCACCUAUGUAUUAUAAAAAUAAUUGCCUUACCCCACAGGUAAUAUGUUUGACGAGAAUAGCUCUUAGGCAGAACCCUUGAUUUGUAAAGGAAAUCACUUCUGUAGUCCGAAUUAAAUAUUAACAGUCCUGCUGAUUUCUUUCAUAUUCGGAAGAACACAACAUCAUCGGAAUACCUCUGACACAUCAAUACCGACGCUUGUGUUUGGUUAAAUGAUAAUUAAGUAUGUAAAAUGAAUGUGACAUCAGUGAUGCUUCUGCACUUUGAACAGCCAAUAUUUAUGACAACCUCAUAUCAUUGAAGCGUUAUUUUCCCACUUUUUUUUUUUGGAUUACCUCAUAGAAAAUUUGCAAAUAAUAAGUGAUAAUAUUAACAUUGAAUAUUUUACAAUAGCAAUUCAUCUGUGUAUGAAAACAUGCCCCAUUCUUGUGGGAUAAUCACUUAAAUAUUUUGCAAAUAAUGAUUGAAAAUAUUUGCAUUGCAUAUUUUAAAUUAGUGUUGCGUCUGUGUAUGAAAACAUUUCCCCAUUUUUAUUGGAUGAUCACUUAAUUUUUUUGCUAACAUUAAUUGAAAAUAUUUUCAUUGCAUAUUUUAGAAUAGGGUUUCAUCUGCGUAUGAAAACGUUUUAUUAUAUAGGGCCAAGAUAAAAGUGAAGGCCUAAUUGAACUUAAAUAACCUUGCACUGACCAAAAUACAAGGAUUAACCUAAAUCAGCCCUUAAAUAAUUGAACUGUAAUCAUUUGAAUGCAAUGUGUUGCUUAUGUCAACAACUAAUUUUUGUAACAACUUGUGCUAAGAAUCCUGUAAUGCUACGCAUAUUUUGAGUAGUUGUUGUAUUUGUUGAUUGGAGGAGUAAUCUUUUCAAUACCUCAUGUGUUCAUUAUCUAAGGCAAAUUAUAUAUGUGGAUUGUUUAUGGCAUAAUAUCUGGUCCCUGUUUCUCAAAAUUUCUUAAGCAAAAUAAGCUUAAUUAGUUUAUUUAAUUUCGCCAAAUUACUUACUUCAAUUUGAUUUUUUUAACAGCAGAUUAUUAAGAUUUUUUUACAUAUUUGUCUCAUUCUUAUUCUUCAGAGGUUUGAUAAUGAUAUAUCUGUGGUACACAUAGCAUCAUCACUCUAGUGUAUGAGAAUGGUACCAUAGCAUCUUCACCCUAGUGUAUGAGAAUGGUACCAUAGCAUCUUCACCCUCGUGUAUGAGAAUGGUACCAUAGCAUCUUCACCCUGGUGUAUGAGAAUGGUACCAUAGCAUCUUCACCCUAGUGUAUGAGAAUGGUACCAUAGCAUCUUCACCCUGGUGUAUGAGAAUGGUACCAUAGCAUCUUCACCCUGGUGUAUGAGAAUGAUUUUUCUUUAAAUGUCAACAAAUUACUGAACAACGAAACAAAAUCACAUGCUAUACCAAAUGUUAAAUGGUGAGUUUUCCAUAGCUUUAUCCUUUUACAUGUAACUUAAGAUGUUUCGUGAAAUCAGGGCCUAACAAAGUUAAGUUAUGCUUAGUUGUUAAACUGUUGAAAUCAUCAUCUUUCUUCUGUUUCUUUGCAAUUUUUUAACAGUAUAAUAAUAUCUGACGUCACCAGUGAAAAUGAUUCAUGUGGGGGAAACAACUAUGUUUCCAUUUGUGGCAAAGCAAUUUGUCGAAAAACAGGAAAUUACAGCCAAUUUGAAAACAAUCUUAGAUGUUAUUUUUAAGUAAUUGAAUGCAUUGUGAUCACUUGUUAUUUUAAUCCAAUUGCUUAGAUACAUUUCAGACUUUCUUGAACACAGUUAGGACUUCACCACCAUAUUGUCAUAGCUAAGGUGUCAUUGGCAGCAGAGAUCUGCAAAGAUUUGAAAAAUGGGAAUAACAUUCAAGAUAUUCCCAUGAAACUUAGUAUAUAUGUUAUCAAUGAUAUUACACGUGUGUGAAGUAAGUGUUAUAACUCUGGCUGUAUAAUUUUAAGCUUGUCAUUUUAUCAAAGAAAAAAGGCAAGUUAUUGUUAAAGCCUUGGUGUCGUGGUCUUCGUUGGUGGGCAAAAUCUUUUAACUUUGCCCAUUACUUAAAUAACCUUCCAAGAUAUUAAAAUGCAACUUGGUACAAAGGUUGGGACUGACAAUUCACAUAUGUACAGCAAGGCCCAUAAUUCUGGAUUUAAUAAUUAUCGAGUUAUGCCUCUUUUUAACUGAAAAUCAACAGACGAACGUUAAACAUAUGCACUUUCUUCAAGUCGCUUUUUUUUGUAAGCUAUGCCUCUUGGUUGACUGAUUAAAAACUGCUGAUCUUUCACUUGCUGUGCUGUUAUGUCUGUUUGUGUUUUUCUAUGACUUCUAUGUUGUUGUUUUUUGUAUUUGCAUAUCGAUGGCACCAAAUGAAAAACCAGUAAAUGCCAAAAUGGUACUUUUCAGCAGAGACAAAAAACUGAUAAGUGAAAAUUCCGAACCUGUCUUCUUGUUUUUAACAAUGUUAAGGGUAAGCGAACAAAAUUGAUGUAAUAAUCAAUUUUAUAUGGAAUUGAAACUGUCUUGCGCUAAGCCUGCAAAUACCGGAAUUUUAUUCAUCCAAUGCACUUGCCACUCUUUAUCAUAUGGUGAUUUUUUUGCCUUUUGAUUGGCUCUUGGAAUGAGUGUUUUCUCAACAGAAGCGCGAAAUUAAGAAUAUUCAAGAAAGUUAAUUAAAAUAAAUUGCGCCAAAAUCUAUUUACUGGUUUUUCAUUUUCAUUCGGUGCCAUCGAUAUUUUGUAUGCAUUUGUGUUAACUUUUUGAAAUGAAUAAUACUCAAGAAUGAAAAAUACCUGAACUUAAUUGCAAUUGCUUUUGUCAGAUCACUUUUGAAGAAAAUACAUUGUGUGUUAAAUAGAGAGUUUAUAAAAUAUUGUUGUAUUUCAGAAACAAAGAAAUGAAGUCAUAACCAAGUCAAAACACAUGUGCAUUAUAUUUGAGUUGUUAUAUAAUGUGACACAACUUCAUCAGGGGGACGGGAUGGGUUGACGGGGGUUGAAUAGUAUUCCAUGAAAUCUAACAAACACUAUGUUCCAGAAAAAAUACUUUAAAAGUAGAUGUGUACAUAAUAGCAUUCUUAAAGGCAAUAAAAUCAAUAAAGUAACCUUUAUUGGAACAUAAAAUUUUGUGGUUCAAGGGUGGAGCACUUUUAUUUACACUUUCUGAGUUUUAUUGUAAAACAAAUGUAAUUAAACGGACCAUGAAGGUCUUUGAAAAUUUGCGCUAUCUUGAAAGAACUGUUUUAAAAGUGGAACAUUAGUUUUGAUUACAUAAUUUAUCUUCUCCCAAACAGAUCCCAUUUCUUUUGAAAAUCUCAUCUAUUGCAACUCAUCUAUUGCAACAUAAAAACUACGAAGAUUUCCCGGAACAAUUUAUGAACCUGCCGAAUAAGACGGUCCCAUAUCUAGUUAAUUAUCAAUUCACACGCUUAAUUGAAUUAGGAAUCCAGGAUAUACACAGGGAAAACUUGACGGAUUGACGAAUGACAAACAAGAUUUGGGAUUUCUUUCGCUUUCCCAAGGGAAAUCUCAAAAUAAUAGAAUCUAUUAAUUCUGCAGCCUCAAAUUUAAAUUGAUAUGGCUUAGUUUUAAAGAUUUUCACGCAACUCAAUCAGUCGGAGGGUUUGAAAGUUUUGGAAAUCGUGCCUUGGAAGCAUGAAAUCAAUAUUAUAAUUUUCUCUAUUCUCCAUUCAGGAAUUGAAACAGUUCCAUUUGCAUGAUUCGUGUAUUAAGAGCCGAUUACAGUGAUCAACUUGUUGUUUUAUAAGGUAGAAAUACUGUGUUUUCUGCACCUUUCUAUAUGAACCACUCUUCCAUAUUUAUUCAUGCUUUUCGGUAAAUUAAAACAAUGGUAUUUAUUGAGGUACAUCUCCUAUGGGAGUAAGCGUGCAUCUUUAGUUUGACUGAGACAAAAAUUUGCUCAAGGCACUUUUGUUUACUUCAGGAGCCAAAAUCAAUCCACCACAUUAUGGGAUGUCUUCUACUAAAUGUUUUUAUGCAGUUUGAUGCCUUGGCAUGUUUUAUAUAUGUUGUGUUAAUGAAAUAAAUAAGGAAUCUCUUA